CCGACGCUCCGAACCACAACUAUAAGAGCGUCCGACCUGUGGAACGUGCCUCUAGUUAACCUGCGAAAACCAGAGCAGAUUGUGAGCGUGUCAGGUCAGCAAAGAAGAACAUCACCACUUAGCAAAAGAUGCCAGGCCCGUCGAGACCCUUGUGGCAGGUUGCUGGUAAGAGGGAUCCUCAGCAAGAGCAGGAAGCCCAGAAAUGGAUCGAAUCUGUGACCGGUAUGAAGUUUCCACCGGGCGCCGCCUACGAAGAGGUUCUCAGAGACGGAAUUCUGCUGUGCACGCUGAUGAACAGCCUCAAACCCGGAAUCAUCUCUAAAAUUAAUACGAGCGGCGGCGACUACAAGAUGAUGGACAACCUUAGCCAGUUCCAGAAGGCUUGCGUCAAGUACGGUGUGCCCGACGUUGACCUCUUCCAAACCACCGAUCUGUGGGACUUCAAGAACAUCGCUCUCGUCACCACCACGAUCUUCGCCGUCGGUCGUACCGCUUACAAACAUCCCGAAUGGAAGGGACCGAUGUUGGGACCUAAACCCUCCGAAGAGCACAAGAGGGAAUGGACCGAGGAGCAGCUGAGGGCCGGCGAAGCUGUGAUCGGUCUUCAGGCUGGAUCCAACAAGGGCGCGACGCAGUCCGGACAGAACUUCGGCGCUUCCAGGAAGAUCAUCUUCGGCAAAUAAACAACGAUUUCAUUAUUAUCGUAUUUUCAUCAUUUGCAAUUAAGGAAAAAAAAUGUAUAUUUUUUAUUUAAUAAAAUCUUUUCGAAAUAAUUGUUUAUUAAACUUUUUACAAUCAAAUAACGGAAUUUAUGUAUAUCAAAAUACAUCACUAGUUUCAUUCUUACAGAAACAUUCAAGUUGCAACUUUUAGUCUUUCUUCAAAGUUCAAUUUCCUUGGUUUAUCAGAAGCGAAGAAUUAAAUUAUAUAAAGUAAAGUUA
Molecule: messenger RNA, 941 nt
Organism: Nicrophorus vespilloides
Lineage: Eukaryota; Metazoa; Arthropoda; Insecta; Coleoptera; Silphidae
Product: muscle-specific protein 20-like
Exons: 3
Coding region: 129-683 (184 amino acids)
Molecular function (GO): protein binding
Source: RefSeq, a predicted model, not a curated record